CCGCUUCCACGUUUGGUCACAUUCCCGCCAUCAUAUGGUGUUACUGGGAGCAUAUGCUGUAUCCAUAGUAGAAACAACACUAAACCGAUGGGAUUGUAAGACCGGAUAUAUAGUUUUUGUUAUUCUGGAGAAGUAUCUAUAAUAACAGAAGGACGUAAGGAAUUGAAGAGACCAGGCAUGCUAAGCAGAGUUUAAGAGCUCUAAAAUUUGUCACAAGUGUGCCUCGUCAAGCUUUGACUGGAUUUUCCUAUCAGCUUAGACUAUGUCAUCAGUCCUGAAACUGUCUGGCAGUGUAAGGAUAUCUAACUUACAGCUAGGAACUACAAAAUGGAGGGAAGGCGGAUUUGAGAUCCUUGAAAAAGAAACCAAAGUCAGUCUGUUGGUGUGGUUCACUAGUGGAGGUCUAACACAGUCUUUUCAGCUGAACCAAAAUAUAAAGAAAGUGAAUUUGGGUCCAAAGCAGCAUCAAUGCCGACUUCAGGUAAUCCUAAAAGAUUCAUGCAGCCUUAUGAUAGAUAAAGCACCUUUGGUGAUGGCUCAGAAGUUCAAGGACUAUUUGGAGAAGCUAAGAAUGGGAAAACAAACAGCAUUGAAACAGUCCCAGGGAUCUGUAAGCUUCGGAGGUGUGCUUGGAAACCGAGCUAUACAGAAUGAAUCCAGUCAACAGAUACAAAGUAUUGAACGACAGACUCCUCCUAGGAGAUUAAGCUUAGAUGAGACUUUGCUGAGGAAACAUCUGACAAGUCCUAAUCGGGGAUCAAGCACUCCAGUCCGGACAGGCCUAUCUGAAAACAGGACUGAAAAAAGAAAACGCUUGCGGGCUCCUGAUGGUGAGCUGAAUGAGGAUUACCCCAAGGAAAAUGACUCUUCAAGUAACAACAAGACCACGUCAGAUUCUUCACGGAAGUUUCUUGCAAGUUGUAAAGAAAAACAACAAAACUUGAAACAGGCUGAGGAAAACAGGAUUUCAGGAGCAAUGCCUUUGCAAACAUCAUCUUUUUAUAGCAGCAGAGGGAUUUCAAAGGACUACUGUCAGGGCAGUUCCAUGUUAGAACGGUCUGUUAAUGGAAGUCCGGUUCAGUCAACUAAAAGGAGUUUGGGUUUCAUGACCCAGUCUGUUCCAUUUAAAAAAGUGAAAUUAAGUCAUGAUUACACAGGAUGGACCAAACCAAAAAAUUCUUCUCUUGUACAGUCCCAGCCUCAGCUUCAAGGGUUUUCCAAUUUGGGUAAUACAUGCUACAUGAAUGCAAUUCUACAAUCCCUUUUUUGUCUCCAGUCAUUUUCAAAUGACUUACUAAAACAAGGGAUUCCAUGGAAAAGGGUUCCACCAAAUUCACUACUCAGGCGUUUUUCUCACCUCCUUGCCAAAAAAGAUUUAUGUAGCCCGGAUGUUAAGAAGGAGCUCUUAAAGAAAGUAAAAAGUGCAAUUUCCACUACAGCUGAGAGAUUUUCUGGCUACAUGCAAAAUGAUGCUCAUGAAUUCCUAAGUCAGUGCUUAGAUCAGCUCAAGGAAGAUGUUGAAAAAGUCAAUAAAAGCUGUAAAAGUGAUUUCCAGCCUGUGGAAGAAGUACAAAUGGGUCGACCAGGAGAAGUGGCUGCUUCACGAAUUUAUACUUGCCCUGUUGUUGCCAAUAUGGAAUUUGAGGUGCAGCACAACAUUACCUGCAGAGUCUGUGGAGAAACUGUUACAAAGAGGGAACAAUUUAAUGAUUUGUCGAUUGAUCUGCCUCGUCGAAAACAAACUCUUCCACUGAGAUCCAUUCAGGAUUCCCUUGACCUUUUUUUUAGGAUGGAGGAGAUUGAGUAUUCAUGUGAAAAAUGCAGUGGAAAAUCUGCAUCUGUUUCUCAUAAGUUCAGCAAACUUCCCAGAAUUCUCAUUCUUCAUUUAAAGCGAUAUAGUUACAACGCACACCUUUCGCUUAAUAGCAAGUUAGGUCAACAAGUCCUUAUUCCUAAGUACCUGACCUUACUCUCGCACUGUACAGAAUCUACUAGACCUCCUCUUGGUAUUGGAUGGAGUGCACAAAAUGCAGUGUAUCGAACGCUGAAAACGUCACAAGCCCUGAAUUCUAAUGCAUUUAAUCAAAUUCGGAAAUACAGUAUUAAACAGACAAGCCCUAGUUUUGUCAUUUUUGACUCUGAUAGUGAUGAAGAAGUGACUAGAAAAGCUGCUUGCCGUAGUCAUCGUCGCAGUGAAUCUUUACCAGAGGAAGACCGAUCAGAAAAGGCCAACUUACAUCCAGAUCAACUUACAACCAGUCAGUCGGAACCAAUUGCGGUCUCUCGACAAAGUAUUACAAUUGAAAACCGUGAGACUAGUUAUGAAGGAAUAAAUGAUGAGGAGAUGCUUGCGGCUGUACUUGAGAUGAGCCAACAGGAAAAUGUUCCAUCUACUAUAUCAGGACUUGGAGUGGGUGAGCCAACUAGCAGCCCUGACACAGGAUUUGGAGAUGUAGAUGGAAAUGAUUCUUUGAAACAAGGGGAUUCAUUUGAUACAGAUGGGCCCACAGCUGAAGAAGUUUCAGACUUGAUCAACCUUGCGAAAGAUUUAGAUGAAAACAAAGAGAACCAGACUCCUGAGGAUGCCCAGGGAGAAUUUGACUGGGUGCAGCAAUACAACAUUGAACAAGAUCGGGAGGAACAGGAAUUGCAGCAAGCAUUAGCCCAAAGCUUGCAGGAUCAAGAAGCACGGGAAAUGAAAGAAGAAGAUGAUUUAAUACGAGCCACUGAGUUGAGCCUUCAAGAAUUUAAUAAUUCCAUGCAUGAAUGUUCAGAUGAAGACUCUGGGAAUGAGGAUAUCCUGGAUAUGGAGUAUAGUGAGGCUGAAGCAGAAGAGCUGAAGAGAAAUGCUGAGACUGGAGACUUGCCGAAUUCCUUCAGACUUGUCAGUGUGGUCAGUCACAUUGGAAGCAGUUCUUCUUCUGGUCAUUACAUCAGUGAUGUUUACGAUAUAAAAAAGCAAAGUUGGCUGACAUAUAAUGAUCUAGAUGUAACAAAAACCCAAGUAUCUUCUAUUCAAAGGGACAGAGACAGAAGUGGCUACAUUUUCUUCUACAUGCACAAAGAUAUAUUUGAGGAGCUGCUAGAGGCUGAGAAGAUUUCAAGUGGAAGAUAGAGAUAAAGGUCAAAAGACAUCCUACAAAAAUGCUUAUUUGGUUGCUGAAUAUGGACUAAUAUGAAUAUUUUUAAGAGAACUACUGAUAAUUAUUCUCCCUUUGUCUCCUGGGGAAGUUUUUU
Polypterus senegalus (gray bichir) is the source of this 3237-nucleotide messenger RNA. RefSeq names its product ubiquitin specific peptidase 37 (gene usp37). The transcript has 25 exons. Gene Ontology annotation, cellular component: dendritic spine; midbody; nucleus. The record is from RefSeq and is a predicted model, not a curated record. Gene Ontology annotation, biological process: Ras protein signal transduction; G1/S transition of mitotic cell cycle; endosome organization. NCBI's taxonomy places the organism in Eukaryota, Metazoa, Chordata, Cladistia, Polypteriformes, Polypteridae. Bases 263 to 3115 code for a protein of 950 amino acids. Gene Ontology annotation, molecular function: cysteine-type endopeptidase activity; cysteine-type deubiquitinase activity.